Messenger RNA from Haliotis rufescens (red abalone), 1103 nucleotides. RefSeq lists its product as uncharacterized. Lineage: Eukaryota; Metazoa; Mollusca; Gastropoda; Lepetellida; Haliotidae. The record is from RefSeq and is a predicted model, not a curated record. The transcript has 3 exons. Bases 73 to 1047 code for a protein of 324 amino acids.
AGAGUAAAACUGAAAAACAAACAGAACAUGCUUGGAACACACGUCUUUGAAAAGUAAGUUUGCUUUGUCUUGAUGUCAAUUCCCCACGUCAUUUUCCUUGCCCUGACUCGUAAUAUAAAGGCCCGGUUUCCUCCCGAUCAAUUACAGCAUAGCCUCAUCUGGGGAUAUCGACAAACGAUGAUACCCAAAUUAUGCCUGUUUUUCCUAACAGUCAUACAAAUAUCAGCAGCCAUGGAGUUCCAAAGCCUACUUCCAUCUUCUUUUUCUCAGAACCAAUUUCAUCCACCUUCAGAUACUGGCAAAGAGGUUAAGAAUGCUGUUAAUGGUGUAAGGAGACAUGAAAUUCGCCUUGAGAAGCAAGAAGAACUUCUGGAAAAGCAGGAAGAGCGCCUGGGUCAGCUGAACGAUUCACUGAAAGCCCAUGAAAAACUCAAUGAGGUCCAGGAUCAGUUGUUGUCUACGAUGCAGGCAUCACAACUGGACGAGAAGUCGCGUUUGUCAACCAUUGAAGAAAAGCUGCACCAGCUGGAAGAUAAACUCGUUAUUGCUGAAAACGCUAGCAGUCCACUCACUAUGUCCACAUCAUCGGAUUCUGUGGAGCAGGAUGGCGAAUCUGGUACUGACGGAACCGUUAAGAAGCGGCAAAGCGUAAACUUCACCUCAAUUCAGGACGCGGGUCUAUCCUUCGCUCUCAUUAUGGAAGCAAUGGAAUAUUCUGAAGUAAAAGAACGUUGUGCUCAAAUGGUUGAUGGGGGUCGACUGAUUGCCCUUGACUCAGAAUCCAAGUUUCAAGCCAUGAAAACAUAUCUGACCGACAAUGUGGAUGGGAAUCCUAACUUCUACGUUGGGUUAAAAAAGGCACGUGGACAGAAGGUACACCACUGGUCCACUGGAAAAAAGCCUGACGAUAACCUUUGGUGCAAGGGACCUGGGAAGAAACAUGCAUAUCGUUGUGCGAUCCUCAGUACGAAGCACCGCAAGGGAUACUGCCUUUCUGCGAGUAGAUGCAAAGUUAAAAGAUACGCCAUUUGUGAGAGCCCUUUGUAAUACCGCAAUACAGCACGGUUAGUCGUGCCUACAUUCAAUAAAGUAUGCAUACCUCA